CUCCUCGUGCAAAUCCUGACGCCGUUUUCGACGCAAGCACUCCUUCCUCUAACGAGGAUAUCGCACCGCUUCCAUGACCUCGUCCUACGCAUCCUACACUAUAGACUUCUCCUCGCGGCAUCUUUGGAGGAUUACAAAUUGAUUUUAGAAUGCUUCCAUCCAAGCUCCAGGCUUACCGACCCUCAUUCGUUCUGCACUUAUCUCGGAACGCCCGGCUUGAGCGACAAGUAUGAGGGAAAGGGAUCUCUGUAUGAAGACUGUGAAGCUACAGAGCGACUAGGACGUUUAUCAGCCGUAUAUUCGAGGUUUAAACCCGAACCAAGUGGCACACAAUCUGGGUCUCACUCGCCGAAGAAUCACUCGGAGCCUCCAACGGGUGGCGAGGUUGGAGAUGUUCAUGAGAGCAAUAGCACAACCCAAGGAAACCAAACCGCCGAUACUGGACGGUUUUUCAAGAAACAAAUAAGUCUUGACGAACUCGAGCCUUUCUCUCAGUUAUGCACAAUGGUGAAUUUGGUCAAAGUCGCUCCAAACUCAAUGCGGUUGAUAAGCGCAAUCAAUGUGGAAGAGGGCAUCGUUCGAGUAUGGAGGAACUGGCUUAGGCAACAUGCAGGACGAAAACAAAGCGAUGUUUUACACGAGACGCCCAAAGACGACGAUAGUGUUUUAUGGGUCGAUAACCGAGAGAACGUGGGAUUGAAGCUGCGCGUCAAGGAGAAACGAUGGAACCGACAGGCGCCUGUCUUGGUCCAUGAAGAUGAAGAAACGGCAAUUACCUAUGAGGUUGAAAUUGAAGGUCAGUUUUUCGAGGUUUUCAAUAUAGCUGCUAGUCUUGCUAAACCGAGGCAUAGAAGUUCGCAUUCGCACGACCCGCCUGCUAUUGACGGUAGAGCAGUCUCUAGAGCAGCAGAAUUAUUCAAAGGCCAUUAUCAUAGGGCCGAUGCAUAUAGCACCCAUUAUCUGAGAAUAAUCCAGCAUAGAGCAGCAGGACUUUCUUCUUCCAUCUUCUUUGAUAUAGAGCUGACGCAUGAAUGGACCACCUGCCAAACCGCCCAAGCACGAUGGAACAGCGUCUACCCCGCCCGACGAUACCACACCUCUUUGCGACAAGCAAGCGAGAAUUCCGGAGGAAACGAUAGGGACUCUGUCCAAGGUGGCCGCCAGCGAGCACGUGAGAAACUGGCCGACAAGGAAUUCUUUCUCAGUCUGCUGAGUUCGGCUGCUACAAAGCGCGAGGCAAAAUCAUAUCUGUCCAGGUUCCCUUCAGAGUCAAAUAAAAAGCCCUCGGCUUUGCAACAAAAAGAAAAUGCCGACAACGACGCUACGGAAACAGAAAAACCGGGUGUCAAUUUGGGGACUUUUUAUGGAGUCACUAGAUCGGUUCAGGAUACACCCGUCUUCCGGCAGAUAGACACACCGGAGCGAGAGCGGGGGGCUUCUUUUGAUGAGACUCUACAUGUUUCUCUGGUCAAGUUGACUACUCCGCAGUCGCUGGACGACGAGACAAUCGACGGGGUCGCCCUUACUCUGACGCAGCUCAUGCGUCUAGGCAUGGCGUCAUGCGUGGUUAUCGAUCCCGGCCCAAUUGAAGACGAGACGUCUUGGAAAAAGGUUACUGUUGAGCAGGCUGAUCGUCUGUCGGCAGCGAUUGAUUCGUGUGAUGGCGGUAAAUCGUGGCGGCUCGAUUCGGCGUUAAUAAUAAAGGACAGUGAUUCGACAUUACCAAAAGUCAUCUCUCGGAAAGCACUGCUGAAGCCUCUGCGAAAGAAUAAUACCGUCAUCAUCACACCAUUUGUAUAUUCCGAGUCCACAUGCAAAACUUCGCUAGCACCAGCCAACAAUGUUAUUCUGGCGUUGACCAGGGAAUUGGCAGGGUUAGAGAGAGACCACAACCCGGACGAGGAUCCCAUUGUUACUGCGCAAAAGUUCAAAGAACUCCAGAAGGAAGUUACAGUGGACAGAUUGAUCGUACUUGAUCCGCUAGGAGGAAUUCCUGCGUUUAAUCGACAUCAGGCAGCGCAUAUCUUUAUCAACAUGGAGCAGGAAUUCGAGGAUAUCAAAGACGAGCUCACAACCACGAUAGAGUUGAGCAAUGGCCUGACAAGUUCUAGAACUGGGCCUUCUAUAGAAUCAGCGAUUGCCAACAGCAAUCCGAUUUCAAAGCUGUUGUCGUCAGAGCUCGGCCGAUUGCCCACGCAACAACACGGAGAACAAUUUGCAAGUGGACCAAUGGCCCGCCCGGUGAAAGGGCACCUGGAAAAUCUACAGUUAUUGAAGGACAGCCUGCAACUGCUUCCCCCUUCAACAUCGGGAAUUAUUGCAACACCAACCGAUGUUGCCGCCUCGGCACGUUCACCGCUACAGGAGACUCUUUCCGUAUCAAGAGUAGGAACACGACGACAGAGGAAUCCAUUGAUCCACAAUCUGCUUACCGACAAACCCUUGCACUCAUCAUCCCUCCCUUCCAGUCGACUUGGAUCAAAUAAGAUAUCCGACGGCCAGACCAUCCCCGCGGUUGUACAGUCUACAUUUGUUAAGCGGGGAAUGCCAUUAACUAUCCUCCCGGAUCCUCGCGUUGCUCCCUGGACACCAGAUAACAACGGCGCACCGCGAAUAACUCUCAACGACCCUCGUAUUGAUCUUCCACGCCUAGUUCAUCUUAUCGAGGACUCUUUCAACCGCAAAGUCGACGUGCAGGACUACCUGAACCGCAUAAACGACAGAAUCGCCGGCCUCAUCAUAGCCGGCGAAUACGAAGGCGGAGCAAUCCUGACCUGGGAGACACCACCAGAUAUUCCAGACUCGGAACGCAACCGCCCCGAGAACGUCUCUCGUCUUGUACCUUAUCUCGACAAGUUUGCCGUGUUGAAACGGAGUCAGGGAGCCGGUGGUGUGGCUGACAUUGUGUUCAAUGCUAUGGUUCGCUCGUGUCUACCGCAAGGUGUGUGCUGGCGCAGCAGAAUGGACAACCCGGUGAAUAAAUGGUACUUUGAGCGUUCCAGAGGGACAUGGAAACUGCCUGGAAGCAAUUGGGCCAUGUUUUGGACGACACCAGGUGUGCCGGAGGAGGAUCAGGUGAAGUUUAGGGAUUAUGAGUCGGUUUGCCGGAACAUCCAGCCGAGCUGGGCGGAUAAGAAGAGUGUUGUCGACUAA
Talaromyces rugulosus is the source of this 3153-nucleotide messenger RNA. RefSeq lists its product as uncharacterized. The annotation marks the transcript as partial. Gene Ontology annotation, molecular function: arginine binding; L-glutamate N-acetyltransferase activity, acting on acetyl-CoA as donor. The transcript is spliced from 3 exons. The record is from RefSeq and is a predicted model, not a curated record. Gene Ontology annotation, biological process: L-arginine biosynthetic process. NCBI's taxonomy places the organism in Eukaryota, Fungi, Ascomycota, Eurotiomycetes, Eurotiales, Trichocomaceae. Gene Ontology annotation, cellular component: mitochondrial matrix.